Molecule: messenger RNA, 2002 nt
Organism: Sorex fumeus (smoky shrew)
Lineage: Eukaryota; Metazoa; Chordata; Mammalia; Eulipotyphla; Soricidae
Gene: PPP5C
Product: protein phosphatase 5 catalytic subunit
Exons: 13
Coding region: 99-1598 (499 amino acids)
Cellular component (GO): cytosol; nucleus
Molecular function (GO): protein binding; protein serine/threonine phosphatase activity
Source: RefSeq, a predicted model, not a curated record
ACUUGUGCGGCAGCGACCGCGGCAGCUCGGCGCUCCUUCGCGACGCUUGGGCCGGGUGCCGCUGGCGGCCGUUGCCAGGGUGGGGGGCGCUUUGCGGCAUGGCGAUGGCGGAGGGCGAGCGGACUGAGUGUGCGGAGCCCCCCCGGGACGAUCCCCCGGCUGAUGGCGCCCUGAAGCGGGCAGAGGAGCUCAAGACCGAGGCCAACGACUACUUCAAAGCCAAGGACUACGAGAACGCCAUCAAGUUCUACAGCCAGGCCAUCGAACUGAACCCCAACAGCGCCAUCUACUAUGGCAACCGCAGCCUGGCCUACCUACGCACCGAGUGCUAUGGGUAUGCGCUGGCCGACGCCACCCGCGCCAUCGAGCUGGACAAGAAGUACAUCAAGGGCUACUACCGCCGGGCGGCCAGCAACAUGGCGCUGGGCAAGUUCCGGGCCGCCCUGCGCGACUAUGAGACGGUGGUGAAGGUGAAACCGCAUGACAAAGAUGCCAAGAUGAAAUACCAGGAGUGCCACAAGGUGGUGAAGCAGAAGGCGUUCGAGCGCGCCAUCGCAGGCGACGAGCACAAGCGCUCAGUGGUGGACUCGCUGGACAUCGAGAGCAUGACCAUCGAGGAUGAGUACAGUGGGCCCAAGCUGGAGGACGGCAGGGUGACCGUCACCUUCAUGAAGGAGCUCAUGCAGUGGUACAAGGACCAGAAGAAGCUGCACCGGAAGUGCGCCUACCAGAUCCUGGUCCAGGUCAAAGAGGUCCUGUCCAAGCUGAGCACACUUGUGGAGACAACGCUUAAAGAGACAGAGCAGAUGACAGUUUGCGGGGACACCCAUGGGCAGUUCUAUGAUCUCCUCAACAUCUUCGAGCUCAACGGUUUACCCUCUGAGACCAACCCCUACAUAUUUAAUGGUGACUUCGUGGACCGCGGCUCCUUCUCUGUGGAAGUCAUCCUCACCCUCUUCGGCUUCAAGCUCCUCUACCCCGAUCACUUCCACCUGCUCCGAGGCAACCACGAGACGGACAACAUGAACCAGAUCUACGGCUUUGAGGGCGAGGUGAAGGCCAAGUACACGGCGCAGAUGUAUGAGCUCUUCAGCGAGGUGUUCGAGUGGCUGCCGCUGGCGCAGUGCAUUAACGGCAAAGUGCUGAUCAUGCACGGCGGCCUGUUCAGUGAGGAUGGCGUCACCCUGGAUGACAUCCGGAAGAUCGAGCGGAACCGGCAGCCCCCCGAUUCAGGUCCCAUGUGUGACCUGCUCUGGUCGGACCCACAGCCACAGAACGGGCGCUCGGUUAGCAAGCGGGGCGUGAGCUGCCAGUUUGGGCCCGACGUGACCAAGGCCUUCCUGGAGGAGAACCAGCUGGACUACAUCAUCCGCAGCCACGAGGUCAAGGCUGAGGGCUACGAGGUGGCACACAGCGGCCGCUGCGUCACUGUCUUCUCGGCUCCCAACUACUGCGACCAGAUGGGGAACAAAGCCUCCUACAUCCACCUCCGGGGCUCCGACCUGCGGCCUCAGUUCCACCAGUUCACAGCAGUGCCUCACCCCGAUGUCAAGCCCAUGGCCUACGCCAGCACAUUGCUCCAGCUGGGCAUGAUGUGAGGUGCUGAGGAAGCGAGCGAGCGAGCGAGCGAGAGAGCGUUCCCUUCCUCUGGAAAGUUUGUAUUUAUUACUGUGGGGUGCAGGCCGGGAGCCGCCAGAGCUGUGGUUCCCUGGACAGAUGCAGGACGCGGAGAGACUGGGCUGGGGGUGUGACCCUGGGACUCUGCAGGGAGGCCCCCGUGGAACAGCGGGGGACCCCCCCAAGGCUCCCGCCCUCCUCACGGCCCCUCCCCUGCUACAGCAAUAGGGCCCCGCCUUAGGGAGACCCCCAGGAAGGGGGUCAUCAGGGAGGCCAGGCCUGCACCCCCUCCUGACCCCCUGGGCGGGGCUGGGCGGGGCUCCCCCCUGCCCAGCUAUUUUAUGUCUGUAAUUAAAUAUGUUAAAUAAAGUCACUAUUGUCGGUU